Messenger RNA from Schistocerca piceifrons (Central American locust), 11999 nucleotides. Its product is annotated as unconventional myosin-XV-like. Gene Ontology annotation, molecular function: cytoskeletal motor activity; ATP binding; protein binding. The record is from RefSeq and is a predicted model, not a curated record. The transcript has 55 exons. Lineage: Eukaryota; Metazoa; Arthropoda; Insecta; Orthoptera; Acrididae. Gene Ontology annotation, cellular component: cytoskeleton; myosin complex. Bases 2 to 9349 code for a protein of 3115 amino acids.
CAUGCGCCCCGUCCGGCUCGUCUACGCCAACGCCAGGACUCCCCCGCGCGCGCUCAAGUCGCCGGCCAGUCUCGCCGAACUCUGUGUCAGAAGGCUCAUACGAUGCCCGCAGGUGUUCACGCUGACCAGCCUGGCGGGCGUGAAGAGGCGGCAAGACCUAGGCCAGACCGGCAUAGAUGACAUGAUACAGCUCUCAGACCUCAACGAAGCGUCGUUGUUAUGGAACCUGAAGAUCCGAUAUGACAGAGAGCUAAUUUACACCUACACUGGAAGUAUCCUGGUAGCCGUCAACCCGUACAAAAUGUUCGACAUCUAUGGCCUCGACAUGGUCAAGAAAUACGAGGGGCAAAUACUCGGAACGUUGCCUCCGCACCUGUUUGCUGUUGGCGCUGCAGCUUACAGUCAUCUCCACAAAGAAGGAAUGCCACCUGAAAAUCAGGUUGUAGUCAUCUCAGGAGAGAGUGGUUCUGGAAAGACUGAAUCAACAAAAUUGGUUAUGCAGUAUCUAGCUGCUGUGAAUAAAGCACCUUCAAAUCUGAUAACUGAACAGAUUUUAGAAGCAUCACCACUGCUUGAGAGUUUUGGAAACGCCAAGACAGUGCGAAAUGACAAUUCAUCACGGUUUGGAAAAUAUCUCGAGGUUCACUUUAAAGAUGGUGUAAUAAUUGGAGCCAAAAUCACUGAGUACCUGUUAGAGAAGUCACGCAUAGUGACUCAAGCACCGGAAGAACGUAACUAUCAUGUCUUUUAUGAGAUGUUACGUGGACUUCCAUCAGACCAACGAGAAAAAUAUGGUCUUCUCUCGCCUGACAAAUACUUCUACCUCAACCAGGGAGGCAAUGUUGAGAUUGAUGGCAAGGCAGACAAUGAAGAUUUCCAGUCGCUUCUGUCAGCAAUGCAGGUUUUGGGUCUUUCCUCAGAAGAGCAAGAUACAAUUUUCAAGAUACUUGCUUCAGUGUUGCACCUAGGGAAUGUCUACUUUCAUCGGAAACAACUCAAGCAUGGAACAGAAGGAGUCGAGAUUGGUUCUGAUGCUGAAAUUCGAUGGACAGGACACCUUUUGCAGCUCAGUGUUGAUGGAAUCAAACGCUCACUCACUACUAAAACUACGGAAGCUCGUGGUGAACGUGUCUUCACUCCGCUGAGCAUUGACCAGGCUCUAGAUGCUCGUGAUGCCUUUGCAAAAGCUCUUUACAGCACACUUUUCUCCUGGUUGGUGUCUCGAAUCAAUCAAAUUGUUUUCAAGGGCACCAAACGGACUGCUGCCAUUUCUAUUCUCGAUAUAUUUGGAUUCGAGGAUUUCAAGGAGAACAGCUUUGAACAACUAUGCAUAAACUAUGCAAAUGAAAAUCUUCAGUUCUAUUUCAACAAGCACAUUUUCAAGUUAGAACAACAGGAAUAUGCUAAAGAGAAGAUUGAAUGGCAAACAAUCACUUAUACUGAUAAUCUGCCAGUCAUACAUCUGAUAUCUAAAAAGCCUGUGGGUAUUCUUCACCUUCUGGAUGAUGAGAGCAACUUUCCAAAGGCAACAGAUAUUUCGUUCUUGGAAAAGUGCCAUUACAACCAUGCUCUUGAUGAGCUGUACUCUCGGCCCCGUAUGUCUGGAAGUGAAUUUGGAAUCCGACAUUAUGCUGGACAAGUAUGGUAUAAUGUUGAUGGCUUCUUGGACAAAAACAGAGACACUCUGAGGCCUGAUGUUGUGGAACUCUUAAUCAGCAGUAAAUUGAGUAUGCUUAGCAAGAUGUUCCACAGUUUGCGUUCUAGUCAUGAAGCAGCAAAAACCAUUAACAAAGCUAAUGGACGCUUUGUCACAAUGAAACCAAGAACUCCAACAGUUGCUGCACGCUUCCAUGAUUCUUUGCAGCAUCUUCUGGAUUCUAUGUCAAAGUGUAAUCCAUGGUUUGUGCGCUGUAUCAAACCAAAUAAUGAUAAAGCACCAAUGAAAUUUGAUAUGCCAAUCGUCCUGGAACAGUUACGCUAUACAGGUAUGCUGGAGACAAUACGAAUACGGAAGAUGGGAUAUCCUGUAAGACUGAAAUUUGCUCAAUUUGUUGAACGUUAUCGCUAUUUGCUCCCUCACAGAGGUCGCACAGUACAAAGAGGAACUCCAUUCAGAGAGCUAUGUCGUGUGAUACUUGAAACGGCAGCAAGUGGUAGUGGUGAUUACCAGUUGGGAACAUCACGUGUCUUCCUACGAGAGGGCCUCGAACGAAGACUGGAACGUGAGCGUGCUGAAGUUGUUAAAAAGGCAGCCGUCACUGUGCAGCGACAUGUACGAGGUUGGCUGGCUCGACGACGAUACAGAGCCAUUCGCCGAAGUGCUGUAGUCAUCCAAGCACACCUGCGUGGCUGGUCUGCUCGACGGAAGUACCGAACUGUCAGACAUGGAGUUAUACGUGCUCAAGCACUCUUCCGUGGGCGUAGACAGAGAGUGCGCUACAAACAGCUGAAGGAAGAACUAAAGAGACGAGCUGAGGUUGAAAAGGUAGCACGUGAAAGAGCCCGAGUGAAGGCACAACGUGAGGAGCAGGAGAGGGCUUCUCGUGCUGUAGCUGGUGUGAACCACCUGGAGAUACCUGCAGAGUUAGCUUUCAUUUUUAGUAAACUUGAUGAUUGGCAACAAGUCCAUUCAGAAAGAAAUUUGGUAAAAGUAGUUGGUGGUGUACAGUCAUCUGCCCAGAAUGAGAAGUAUCAUCUACCACAUGACAUCGAUCAUUAUGCAUUUACUAAAUUCACCAAUGUCUACUUCAAGAGUCAUCUUUGGGGCAUGAAGAGGGAGCCUAUUAAGACACCGUUUCUUGCUAAGUCAAAAGACAUUGAUUAUCAGGAUUCACUGGCUAUUUUCAAGCUGAUUCUGAGGUUUAUGAAUGACAAUAAUUUGAGUGGCAAGAAAGAAAUUGCACUUGGUGAUUACAUAGCCAACAAGGGAAUAAUCAAUGAAAAAAUGAGGGAUGAAAUCCUGUGCCAGUUGUGUAACCAGACGUGGAAAAAUGAGAAUGAUGCAAACAAUGAACGAGGGUGGCUGUUGAUUGCGAAUUGUCUCUCUGUCUUUCCACCAUCAAAGACACUUUACAAAUAUUUACUUAAGUAUGUGUCAGAUAAUGCAUAUGAUGGCUACAAAGCAUUGUGUCAGCGAAAGUUACUGCAGUCUGCACGUGUGGAAAGUCAGUUGGCUCGCACAUAUCCCCCAAGUCUGCUUGAAUGGCGAUCCAACCGCAAGCGUGUGAAUAUGGCCCUUACAGUGCAUUUUGCUGAUGAGGAGACUCGAACUGCAGCAGUUGAUUCAUGGACAACAUGCGAGUCACUUGCUGCUAGUGUCGUUCGAGAACGUGGAAUUCCUGAAAGUUCAGGUUGGACUGUGGCUCUUGAGGGUGGCACUGGUGGCAAUGGUCUGGAGUAUGCCCUCGAUCUCAUCUCAGAGAUGGAGUUGAUGCCUGCAUUUCCUGCCUGUAAGAAUCCCACUUUUGGAGGUUCGCCUGCACCACGACAAAAUGUUAACAAGGUGGUUACCUCUACUCCUAAUGCAAGCCCCGUGCCUGGUGACGUAGAGCCUACAACAACCCCUAGACGACCAGCAGUGCCUCCACCAGAACCACCAGUUCACAAGCAGCCAGUCUUGGAUGUGCCAACGCCAGCAGCUCGCAGAGAGGAGCCUAGAGUUCGUUCACAGUCUCGUGACCACACUGUCCAGCAGACUGGUCUCUCGAGGAAAUCUGCACUUAAUGACCGCUACUUUGAGGACAGGGGACGUAGUCGUAGUCUCGAUAAUCUCCUUGAAGCGGAUGUGGCUGUCGCUCCAGCAGUUACACCCAGUAAGCUGUCAAGUCUUGGACUUUCUCAAAGCCGACUGAAUGAACGUUACCAUUCUAUUGAGAAAGUUGACAGCACUUCCACGGAACCAGGAAUGAGUAUGAUGCUGACUGCUGUCUCAAACAAAGAAUAUAUGACAAAGUCAGAAGCAUUAUUGGAGGAGAACUUGGAGUCUGUUUCCCAGCGAGGAGAAAAUACUCGAAAAUACAGCCACAGUGCCAGAUCAGCAGAAAUAAAUGGUGGUCAUGCAAGCUCUUCCGCAGCAUUGGAUCAGUUACCAUCUGAUUUGUUGGAUGCCCCUCGUGACCGUGAAGAGUUGGCACUUGAUUUUGACUACCAUGAUUUGGUGAGUCAGUCCCGUAGUGAGGAUGACAAAGGGAGCUAUGUACGUCCAGGCCACCCACGGUUUAUAAAGUCACACUAUGCGGGUAAAAGGGCAGCACCAGGCAGCCAUUCAAGUCGAGCGUAUAUUGAGACUCGCAACUCAGAGAAAUCAGAGUAUGGUGGCAAGUCAUCUGCUUUGUCGGACACAAGUGAAGCACCUUCUCUUGCUUCACAUGUCCGACGUGUUCGAGUACCCUCUCAAGCAUCAGAUGUGGACCAGUUCCUGGAUGAUCUGUUUAUGCCUGUGCUCGAUGGCAGUUUGGAUGAGCUUUCAGAUGCUCGGUCUUUGGCUGCCUCCAUAAAAGGAGGGGGAAGUGACAAGACUCAUGAAGACAGAGAUAUGGAUGAUUCGGAUCAUGAAGUAGCCAGCCUUACUAGUCAAGGAAACAGGUGGCAACAGGAAAGUCGAAUAAUUGAGAAUGUGGAAGAUUACAUAAAAGAUUUGUUCAGACCAAUAUUUAUUAACAGUAGCCUUCGUGGUUUGACAGAAGUUUCAGCUAUGACAGAAGCCAUCAAGGGUGGUGGUGGUAUGGAGACACAGCAGACAUCAACACAACAGCAAACAACUGCAGCAUUUGGAUUCACACCCAUUGCUAGUAUGACAUCACCGGCACCUGUGGUCAUGUCUGGAAUGAUGUCACCUCCACCUGUCAUGAUGCCAUCUCUUCCCAUGUUUAGUCCAGGUCUGAGCCUGCCAACACCUUUUGGUGCUGCACCAACGGCGCCAGCAGCUGCACCCGGUGUGGACCCAGGCGUGGCUGCUGCUUAUCAGCGUGCCUUCUUGCAGACAGCAAUGGCACAAAACAUGCAGAUCCAGCAGCAGCUCUUAGCACAAAGUCAGGCAUUGCAACAAAUGCUUACACAGCCUGCUGCACAGUUGCAGAUGCAACAGAUGCAAGUGCAGAUGCAACAGCAGCAGCAAAUACAGCAACCUGCCUCUCAUCAUCUUGUGUCUGGACUGCACCAAUUUCCGGCACCUCCGCCGGUACCUGCUUAUGAUUCUAUAGACAGGAGUUCGAAGGUAUCUUUUCGAGAGCCGGAAAAUGGAGAACUCUGGUCAACUGAAAAACGCCAGACUACAUCUGUGCUGCAGUAUGCUGCGACACCUGCCUCCGCCAAUGGGCCUACAAGUAAACAGCCACCAAAACCCCCACAGAUUCCUCAGCAGGGUUCUCCUCUCAAAGAAGCUGCAUCUUCACCUAGGAAAAUGAGCCCCACAAAAAAUGCACACUCAGCUUUCACAAAUGUAUUGUCUGAGCUCAAGAAUAGGAAGAGUUCAGUUGAAUCUACAACAUCAUACACUAAGGCACCAUCACCUGGAAUGGCACCACCUCCUCCCCCUCCACCUAUGCCACCACCUCCUGACCAUUCUGACCCUUCAGAAGCUAGACCAUUCUUAGAUCCAUAUGGACGAGCAAAGACUGUUCGCAUUGGGAAAUGGCGAUGGCCUCCUCCUAAAAAUGAGACAGAAGAUCCCAAUGACAGUUUUUUGCAGUUCAAGCUGCGGCAGCAUCAACGCAAGAAUACACCACAGUCACAGCAGCAAUACAGCCAGGAAUAUGGUGAUAUGACUGAGGGCAUUGAAUGGGAAGAAUUUGAAAUACCAGAGAGAGGGGGAAGGGUGACAUCUCCUUCUCCAAGGAAGGACAGUCAUUCCAGCAAACCACCAGAAAUUUCUCCAACUAAAGAGAAAUCUUCUGCAAAGGCAUUUGAAGUUGGUGCUUCACGUCCAGCUCCAGGAAGUAUAGGAAAGCUCCGCAUCAGCAGUGAAAUGCGAUCAAAAUUGGAAAUGGUGACAGCAAAUCAUAGUAUCAGGGCAAGUAACAAACCAGAGAAGCCAGCUGUUCUUCCUGCUAAGCGAGAAGAUGCUCGUCCAGUGAGGAAGUUAGAAGAUAAUCGCCGACACAUGCUAGAGCAGCAACUGACCGGUCGGUGGGACUCUGUUGACUCCAUUGCAGACAUUCGAGGUGUUAGCAAGGAAGAACGAUCAGAUGUACAACAAACAAAUAUUGUCCGGAGCCAGGUAGAACGGAUGGAAAAAACAACUCCAAACCGCAUAGAGGAAAAACUACCUACCACGAAUGGAUGGGAUAGGCCAAGUGCAAAUGCAAUGGCUGAUAAGGCAGCUUGGGAGAAAGGUAUAGGCAUGAGUGGCUGGGAAACAGCAACCUGGGAAAGAGAACGUGAGCCGUGGGAGAGGCAUACAGGUGUCACACCGAAUUCUGGUUGGGACACAAAGCCAGCACCAUCUGCUGCCAGCAGCUGGAGGCCUGCUCCUCCACCACCUCCUGUCACCCCACACUUCAUCGAUACAUCCCCUACAUCACGGGCCAGCAGCUUCUAUUCCCAGAGUAAUACAAAUGCUCUUCCGAGGCCACGUUCCCCACCACCUCCAGUGCAACCUGGAGGGUUCUCUCAGCAGCAGUUGCAGCAACAGCAUACGUCCUAUCAACAAGUUGGUGCUUCUAGUCGACUCAUGGACAGAGACCGCCGUUCUUCUGCAUCAACGCAUCUGACAGAUCGUAUGGAACGUAUUGAGAUUGAGGAGUCAUCUGAAUUCCUGCAGCCUGUGGAUUCAGCACCACCACCAGCUGUAGAGCGACAGGAUCCUAGCCAUCAGCUUGAGGCUAUUAAAACAGUGCUGUUUCCUCCCAGCACUGCUGCUUACUUCACAUACAAUAGAGUAGCCUGGAGGCUUAUAGUCAGGAAAGAGGUGUUCACACCUAGUGAAGUCCUCACCAGCCCAUUGGCCUUGCAUCUAGUCUUUUGCCAAGUUGUCCAAGACUGUCUUAGUACUGGUUGUCUUCGUAUUUCAAGGGACCAGCGUACCAAAAUGAGAAAGUUGCUGGACAACUAUGGUGUUACCCUUAGCAACAUACACUCAGCUCAGCAAAAAGUUACCAUUAAGAAGAAUGUCGUUGACAUUGCUAAAGACUGGCCUAUUUAUUUUGCAAGAAUAUUUCCUGUAUCGGGUGGUCAUCAGCAUCCGACUGUUCAGCACCUGGCAGUAUCUCAUUCUGGGGUGCGUCUAGUGCGGCAGGACAAGGCGUCGUCCACCCAUGAUGCCCUUACUGUCACUGACACUUUCAGCUUUGACGAGAUUGCUGAAACAUCUGUACCAAAGAGCAGUGCAAUACAGCUGAUUCUGACGUCAGGUGUACGUAUCUUGUUAUACACACACAGAGCCAACCAGAUUCAGUCAAUGAUUGACAGGUACCAGCUGGAUUAUGAUAAGCUACACCAGAAACAGCAGCCUGUCAUUUCGGCUGUGGAUGGGUACCACCACCAGCAACAGCAGCAGCAGCAGACACAGGGUCAACAUCAACAAGUAUCACUGCAACAACACCAGCACCAGCACACCUCACCCCAACAUGGAAGCCCAAGGCGUGCUAUGUCACCACCUCCAGCUCACAACCAUCUGGAUGCAUGGACUGGGCGGCCUCAGCAUACAGGAACUGUGCUCACCACAGCACAUGAGCUGUCACAGCAGCAGUACCAACAACAACAACAACAACAACAACACAGUCUUCCAAAUCAGCACGAUGGCAAGCACUCGUUGUUGCAGUUCGCAAUGCUGCACUUUCGACAGAGUCCUGAGAAGUUUGAGAUGCUUAAAGCAGCUGAUGGAUCCAUCAGUGGCUCCUUGAAAGUGAUAGAGAGUCUAAAAAGUAAGAAGAACAAGAGCAAGAAAGGCAACAAGGAGAAUGAAUGGACAUGGAAAGAACAGGUGGAUCUGGUGAAAUUUAGUUCAUCACCAAUUGAACAAUCGUUAUUACGCCUGGAUUCCGUUGAACUCAAUGAUUUAGCCAUUGAAUGUUUUGUAUCAAUUAUGAGAUAUAUGGGAGACCUCCCCAUGCCAGCUGAUGUGACAGAGGUCAAAUGUGUUUAUACUAUACUUAUGCAUUGUCACAAACAUGAGCAGUUACGUGAUGAGGUCUACUGUCAACUCAUGAAGCAGACCACCAACAAUAAGUCAACAAGGCCAGACUCUUGCCAACGUGGCUGGAGGCUUUUUAGUAUAGUGGCUGCAUAUUUUGUGUGUUCGGAUGUACUUCGACCUUAUCUAUUUAAAUAUCUUGAAACAGCUGCUUAUGAUAAGAGAAGAGCAUACCAUGGUACUGCAACUGUGUGCCUGCAUAACCUACGUAAAACUUUUAAAUAUGGUGGUCGAAAAAAUGUUCCAAGUGUUGAGGAAAUUACUGCUAUCAGUGCAGGACGCAACUCAAAACGACAGAUAUACCGCUUACCUGGAGGCACAGAACGAGUUGUAAACACCAAGUGCACUACAGUUGUUCAAGAUGUGAUCGAGGAGAUGUGUGCUAUGAUAAAUGUACAGUCUCCAGCAGAAAUGGAUGAGUUCUCAUUGUACUGUAUAGUAGAAGGGGAUACAUUUACAAUGCCACUGGCACGUGAAGAAUAUGUGCUUGAUGUGACCACAGAACUCCACAAAAACCAGCAGGUUUUUUACUUAAUAUUUUGCCGGUCUGUGUGGCAUUUCCCUCUACGGCUUGACUCCCAUCUUUAUAUAGAAGUAGUUUUCAACCAAAUAGCACCAGAUUAUCUAGAAGGACUUUUGUUGGUGAUGCCAGGAGAGCAAUUGGAGCAAGAUGUCAUUUAUGACAUUGCUAAGAUGGCUGCAUUACUGCAUCGUGCUGCUGACAUGACACAUCUGCCAACAAUGAAAGAAACGAAGUUCUUGUUACCAAAGCCUGCCUUAUCAGUACGUGAUGUGAAACCAGCUCAAUGGGUAAACAUGGUGCAGAGCAACUGGCAUGAUGUCCAAGGACUGUCUACAAUACAGGCCAAAGCACAAGUAUUAGACAUUUUAUCUAAAUGGCCAUUGUUUGGAUCUAGUUUCUUUGCUGUAAAGCGUGUGUCAGAUCCAAAAGAGCGUUCAGAGCACAUUUUGGCCCUCAAUAGACAUGGUGUCCAUUUCAUUGAUCUGGUGACACAUGAAACACUGAUUCAUUAUCCCUUCUCUGAGGUGAUCUCAACCAGAAAAGUGAAGUCAGAGGAUGGCACUCUGUUUCUGGAUAUGAAAUGUGGUAACCUGAUGCAGCAGCGUAUUACUCGGCUACAGACAGAUCAAGCACAUGAGAUUUCACGCCUCAUUCGGCAGUACAUUACGAUGGAACAGAGACUCAGGCAUUCGUGAGGAGAAUUUCUGGUACUGCCUUUCACAGGCAGAACUGUUGUGUUAUUACAGACAUUGUGAACAUUUUGUGCUUCUUGAGAGAAAGGCCAAGUGUAUUACCAUUAGUGAAAUGUGCUGUGCAUCUAUUGAACAUGUAAAAUUGAAAAAAAAAAGAAAUUAUUCCCCAUAAAGGGAUGAAAGGCAAAUUCUUGCAGCACCACUUAAACUGCAUUUAUAUUUGCUUGCAAAAUGUGUAAUGAACAAACCUUGAUGUUGUAAAUCAAAGUUCUGUGGCGAGAAUAGUCUAAAUUUUCUUAUUCUGGAAGAACAUUGUUUGAGCAUCAAGCAUAUGAUAUUUGUAAAGUGCUGGUUUCAUAUAUAGUUUGUCUUAUUUAUAUUGUUAAUGGCUAGUGCUUGUGAGACCAGAGAAAGUGUUUGAAAAAUAUUCAUUGACUGAAAGGUGUUUUGUACAUUCAGGGUGGCAAAUGAAGUUAAAACCAUGUGGAAAGAUUUAAAAUACUAUACUUCCUUGUGAGUAAGAACGAAUUUUACUGACUUAUUGAGAAUAAUUUUUGGCAUAUUUUAAAUUGGCAGAUAUCCCUGAUACGUCCAGCUAGUGUAGUUUUAAGUUGUCAUAUUGAUAUUAUCUGUUACCAGAUAUCAAAAAGGUUCUGUUCUUUUCUAUGUAUAAAGUUGUCUACAGGUGCAUGUUAAAUGUAGAUUAAGCAUCUGUGACAGUAGUGCAUCUACAUUUUUAUUGUAAAGAAUUAUGUGCAGCUACCAAUAAAUUUGUGCUCAAAUGCAAUAAUUUCUGUAAAUUUAUUUGUAAAUACAUGUAACUGUAGCAAUCAUAAUUUGUCAUAUCACAUGCUGCUAUGGUUAAUUGAUGGCUGAAUUUUGUUGAGUUGCUUUUGCAAUAGCAAGCAGUAAGCUGUAUCGUUUAAUAACAUAAGAAAUGUCUGUCACUAAAUUGUAUCAGUGCUCAGGUUUAUUUACUGAUAAGUAUACUGGUCACGACUUUGUAAUGUUGUAUUGAAAUGUAGUGUACUCUUGAAUAAGUGGUGCCAAUACUUUGAAUUAUUAUGCAAGAAAUAUAAGACUUUUUUGUGUGCUGAACCUGUUUGGACCAUGAGAAAAGUAUGUUUGUUGUAAAGUGUGAUCGUAUGUGCAGAUAAGACUUUUGCACCUAUUAUUUGCUCAGUCAUUUAUUAUCUUAUGUGUUAUAUGAAAUGUGUAAUCAUAUGAGCUAAUUAUUUUACACCUUAAUCACAUGUAAUUAUAUACUUUCUUCUUUCAAUAAUAUGGCAUUCAUCCUGUAGUUCACAGUUUUCCCACUUGACAUUUGUAUGAUAUCAUUAACAAGAGAAGCCAGAUAUUGUACACCAUGGAUCCAGAUAAAUUGUCAUUUGGAUAUGAGAGAAAAAAAGCAGUUCUACAUUCCAAAGUUUGUGAGAAAAGUAACAGAAAUCUAUUCUUUGGCAUACAACUCAUAAUGAUUAUAAUCAAAUGUUGGUGUCACUCAGUAGAUGAGUGACUUAGGUAUUAUUAUUUCUGGGUUGUCAGAAAGACCAGUUAUUAUUAAUUUUAUUUUUUGCAUAAAAUAUAAAUUAUUAUGAAAUAAGACGAAAUUCCAGUGUUAUAUAUAUUUGUAUUCAUUUGAUCUGGGAAAAAAUAGUGAAUAUUAACAAAUUUCCAUUUUUAUUUCAUUAGAAGUUAAUAUUUAUUUCAAUAAAAUGUGCCUUUGUUACAGAGUUCCAAAUAUCUUUGUCUAUACAACAACAUACAUAGAAUACAUGAGGAACACCUAAAAUAUUCCAAUGUUGAUUGUUUUGUUUAAAAAUAUUUUUCAUAGAAACCUUUUCAUCAAAAUUGUAGUGCGAAUUUGAACCUGAAUUCAAAAACCUGGAGUAUGGUGCCUUCUUCACUCGUCCAAUGGACAAUAUUACAAACUGGUUGUAGUCAUUGGGGGAUCAGUGACAGAAGAAACUUUCGAUCUUUCGUGUUAGUUUCUAAAAAUGUAAUGUCACAAGCUAAAAUUUAUAAAUAUCUUCUCUUAAUGUAGAACGUCUGUACUAAAUUUCAUAUGAAGCCAUUGCCCACAAUUGGUGCAUCAAAUGCCCCUCACCUUGCAUUAAAAACAUUCAAAAUUUCAUUUCUAUUUAUCUUCUUUCUAAUAAGUCUCUGUCUGUCUUUUUUGUUACCAAAUGUUUUAAUGUUUGUUAUUGAAACAUCUAAAAUUAAUAUUCAUUCAAUAUGUUUCCUUACCACUUUUAUAUGUUCUUUUAAUAAGAGACACGAAAAUGCCCUUAUCAGUUACUUAACAUGUAAAACUGAAAUCGUACUUUGUGAUUGUAGGUUGCAUGCAGUUCAAGAUAUGUAUUAUGUAUUCUUUAUAUAUGGUUUCUCAUUGGACAGUCAAAUAUUCUACAUUUUGUUUUGGUGCUAAAAUUCUAAAAUGAAGUUCAAGCCCAAAGAUGAUCAUAGAUAUUUAUGUAAUGAAUCUAUUAAUUUUCUAUUGUGCUCUUUACAGCUUAAGUUCUUUGCUUUGAAAGAUAUUUGUUUAUCACAUACUCAUUUAAUUAUUAUGAGAAUUGUAAUAUUUUUACAAUAUUGAUGUACAUAUUUUAUAAAAGUAUGCCAUUAAAUAAAAAUUGUAAUGUCACUGUUGUAA